Kuraishia capsulata CBS 1993 is the source of this 2043-nucleotide messenger RNA. RefSeq lists its product as uncharacterized. The transcript has a single exon. Gene Ontology annotation, molecular function: protein binding; transcription coactivator activity. The coding region runs from base 1 to 2043 and encodes 680 amino acids. NCBI's taxonomy places the organism in Eukaryota, Fungi, Ascomycota, Pichiomycetes, Pichiales, Pichiaceae. The record is from RefSeq and is a predicted model, not a curated record. Gene Ontology annotation, cellular component: SBF transcription complex; MBF transcription complex.
AUGACAGAUUACGCAAAGCCCUGGAAUGGGGCCGACACCUCUGCGAUGUCGGUAGACGCGAAGCCAGAACCAGUCUCACCAACAGUCGAGAUCACAUAUAAUGGCAUAGUUGUGCCCAUUCGCGUGGAAGACCGCACUGUGGAUGGCUUUCAGUUACUGAGGGCUGCCGGAUUGGACGAUUCUGCAGCCGUGAAAGCUCUCGGUGAUUCGCGUGACCGGUGGAUCUCUGAAGAUACCGCAAACAGACUGGCAGCUCAAUACUCAGCAUCCGAUUUGGUGGAAGCUUUGUUUGGAAAGAGCUCUGCUAAAGAUGAGGAAAAGCAGGCCAGCUUCUACACCUCCACCUUCGGCAACGGCGCGUCCGUAAUCAAACGCUUUACCUCCUCCUUCAACAAUGGACUUGCCAGGAGCUACUCAACUCUCACUGAGAACGAUGAUGCUGGUACAGACAAAGGAGAUGGCGAGUCGCCAGCCAAGAAGGCCCGCACUGACCAAUUGAAUGUGCCAGUGUAUGAGCAUGACGGAACCCUACCCUCGGGCUCUGUUGCUCUCAAGCCGCUCACAGAGGCAGAUGUAUCGGAUCUGGAACGGUCAAAGGACGUGAUGACGAUGAUAUUCCUGCCUGGGAAGUCUGCUGAUUCGCUACUAGAGCUUGUGGGAGGCGAUGAAACAGUUCUGAACGGGAUACAGGUGGAUGCACCUAUAGACGAUCUUGGCCAUACGGCACUGCAUUGGGCUGCGACUCUCGGAAAAGUUUCACUGGUGCGCGAUCUGGUCAAAAAUGGUGCCAAUAGACUUCGUGGAAACAACGACGGACAGACCGCACUCGUUCGGGCCGUCAUGGUUACCAACGGCUCCGAAACCUGCAAUUUCGCAGAGUUGCUAGACUAUCUAUACCCUGCGUUGACGAUUGUGGAUAACCAGGGUAGAACAGUUCUUCACCACAUCGCUGUGACUUCCGGAAUGAAGGGCCGCAGCUCCGCAAGCAAAUACUACCUGGAAUCGCUUCUUGAGUGGAUUGUGAAGCGUGGUUCAUCCUUACCGAGCGGCCAUGCGAUUGGCCUGGGUCGUUUCAUGAGCGAAGUGGUCAAUGUCAGAGACAAAAACGGCGAUACCUGUCUCAACAUCUCUGCUCGUGCAGGAAACAAGGCCAUUGCCCAACAGCUAUUGGACAUAGGUGCCGAUCCUAGUCUUCCCAAUAAAGUUGGGUUGAUGCCUGUAGACUUCGGCAUCAACAUUGGUCCAGUGUCCUCUACCAGAGCCUCCGUGUCUUCAUCGGGCCCUCCAGUGAAGGCAGAUACCCAAAACAGCGAGAAGAUCAUUUCCUCGAUGCAGGAGAUGUUGGUGCGGCUAAACGAGGAUUUUAAAAGCGAGAUAGCCACAAAAAGCCGCUCCGUUAAGGAGGUUCACAGCAAGUUGCGCAGCUCGACGUUGCGACUUUCGAGUGCGCGAAGACAACUUGAAGAGCUCCAGGAGGCUGAAAAACGCCUGAUCGAGCUCAAGUCCAAGAUAACCAACGUGGAGCGUGCCAUUGAUGACGAAGAGGCCAAAUUCGCUGAGCAAACAGUUCAGAUUCCGGAGCUUGCCAACUUCGAAGGUGACUUCAACGCGGACGAGCCCUUCACUGUUUGGAGCGUAUUCAAUGCUAUCGAACUACGUCUAGACGAUCUCUUAGAAUCGAAACCUGACUCGCAUCUCACAGAAGACGAUAUCCGGGAUGCCAUCAAACCUAAUGAGAUCCUACAGAGCAUGAUGAUGAGCGGCGUCCCAUUGGAUGACGUGCCACCAGCAGUGGUUCUCAAGGCCCGGAUCAAGGCGUAUAAAGAAAACGAGUCGCAACUUGACGAUUUGGCCAAGGAUCUGCGCUCCAAGUCCUCCGACCUCGAGGCAAAGUUCAAGAAGGUAUUGGCGCUUUGUGUUGAGAUUGACGAAAGCAAGGUUGACGAAUUAGUGGCUUCAUUGGUCCAGGCCGUUGAAAGCGAUCCCGAGGAAGUUGACAUCGCAAGGGUGGCUGGCUUUUUGCGGAAGAUGGAGGGAAGCUGA